Molecule: messenger RNA, 2594 nt
Organism: Pocillopora meandrina
Lineage: Eukaryota; Metazoa; Cnidaria; Anthozoa; Scleractinia; Pocilloporidae
Source: the annotation of a GenBank genome assembly
AGUCAGUGUGAGGACAUACACGCCACAGAAAAUGACCCCCAAAGUUCGGUUGAUCAGCGAGCCCUGGUAACAAAUUGCAGAGUGUCCUUGGGAAAUUAUGUAAGGAAGAUGAAACGACUGGAAAAUGAGUUCAACACUGAUAUCAGUGCAUGCAAGAUUACUGAACAAACAUUUUGAUGGUUGAUGAAGGGAAGAAAUCUUGCAGAGAGGGAAAAGAAUGAGACCAUUUCUCACAAUGGCUGCAAUAGAAAUUAUAAGAUCCAUGACGAAACAAACAUAAUAAGACUUCGAUCAUAUCCGCCCGUGAAGCAACGAAAUUGAUCAAUUCUUGUUUGGUUUGUAUUUUCUGUGAGGUUCUCCAUGUUAUUUUAUAGCAGUUACCACUCUUUCAUUGCUAAAGGCGUUGAGAACUCUCCUCUUGAACACCACACUGAACAUCGAAAGAACGAAUAUAGUUUCCGAAAUGAGUAAGUGGUGAUGUUUAAGUCUCUCAAGCCAUGUAAGACUUUCAACUGCAGAAGGGUGGUUUUCUAUAUUCAAGAAAAACAGGGUUGAAGGGUUUUCGGUCAAUAUCAUUUUUUCUUUUCCUAUGGUGAUUUUCCAAUAUUUCGUGUGGCUUAUUUCUUCAUUUUUACUUCAAAAGAAGGAUGGAGGUAAUUGUUUCUUUUCAGCUGGCUAUUUGCGGUGGUAACACUUUUUCCGCACACCACAGCCUACUCGUUUCAAAGCAAAUUUUAAAGUUGUGUUUUCUCUUUUAACCCUAAACCCUAAUCGAAUUCAUUCAGAGGAAAAAGUAAUAUCGAGCUAAGAUUUUCACGAAUAUUUUUUAGCCUUGCGCUUAUGUUUUUCGCUAAGUUAAAGAGUACCUCUACUCCCUAACAUAUCCUGACGUGCCGGCAAAUUGGCUCUGGCUAAUGAGUUCUGAAUUUAGGGAACACACUCGUGGCAAAAUAAUUAAUUUUUCAGAGAAGUGAGAAUUGCAGUAAAGAAGACAAUCAGAGCGUUUUGUUGUUGUUUGUAGCCCAGUGAUGUCUUUAUUUAUGAGAAUUGACCACGAUGUUCUUUAACAUCAGUAUAUUAUGCAAAUUUUUUCAUCUAAAAAGCACUUGCUUAUCAUAAAAGAACCACAAAUAUGUUACCUUAACAACAAAACGAGCAUAGCUAAGAAGGGCAAAGACACACAAGGGUCAGGAACUGAAAAGAAAAGCUGACUUGUUGAGAAAGCUCUACAAAGUAUUGGCGAAAAAUAAUUCACAGAUUCUACGUCAUUUAGUAUGUUAAAUAAAUGUGGCACCUGCUUACUAAACAUAAUGAAAAUUCAAAGAAUAUGAAAAAAACACGAAAGAGUUAAAAACAAGUCUAAUUAUAGCUGUGACAUUUGUCAUCGGAAAAUCAGACGCAGGAGGAAUUUUUUAUCCAAUAGAAACUGUUAAAAUUCUCAACAAAGCAAUAAUACUCUUAUAUCGAAUAGGGAUCGCCCAAUAAACGUUCAUUUGCUGCCAAAAGAGGGAAAGACAGAGCCACAAGUCUGAACGUGAGCGCCAAUGGCGACCCUCACAAGUCAGUUAUCUUCACAAUUACCAAUUGGAGUAGUAGCAUUUGUCCUCGCUUUCAACAUUGUCCUCUCCUUCAUUGCAUCUUUUGGUAACGCUCUGCUUCUAUUAACAUUUUAUAAAGUGUCCUCUUUGCAUCCCGCUGCAAAGGUCUUGUUUGAAUGUCUAGCCGUUACCGAUCUUUGUGUGGGUCUUUUUUCACAACCUCUGUUCGUGACUGUUUUAUUUCUUUACAUUGAUCUUGGUAACACCGACAUAGAUAUUGUGUAUUACGUCGAAGAGGUUGUUUGUAUAUCCAACUAUGUUUUGUUUGGAGUGACUGUACUGAUAUCAACAGCUAUCAGUGUUGACAGACUUCUUGUUCUGUUAUUGAGGCUGAGAUACAGACAAGUUGUGACACUAAAGCGAACUCAAGCUGUUAUACUUUUAUGCUGGAUGAUUGCUGUUUUAUGCGGAUUGGUUCGUGUCUGGAGUCAAACGGUUUCGGAGAUUGUUGCUUUUGUGGCCGUUGUGGUAUCUCUGGUUACUUCCGUGUUUUGCUACGUAAAGAUCCACCUAAGAUUACAGCGGUACCAGGCUGAAGUAGAAGACAACCCUGGCGAAGGACGGUCAAAUGCAGGAGAAGAGAUAGGAGCAGGAAAAGAUGAAGCAGGCGCAAUAACGGGGACAAGAACAGCCACAGAAGAAGGAGCAGGAGUAAAAGGUACAGGAAGGGGAAGAGUACGUGCAUGGACAGCAAAAGGUUCAUCAAAACAAAGAUUAAACGAAAGAGUUCAACUAAACAUCAAACAAUAUCAGAAAACAGUUUCCAGCAUAUUUUGGGUGCAGUUGGCUUUAGUGGCAUGCUACACCCCUUUUAUAAUUGUGUCGAUAUUGAGACAUACAGUACUUGGUGGAUCAGCAAUUCAUGCUCUGUGGCUCUGUACGAAAACUUUAGUUUAUCUGAACUCAUCUCUGAAUCCCUUUCUUUACUGUUGGAAAAUCACAGAAGUGAGAAAGGCAGUAAAGGACACAGCCAGGGCGUUUUCUUGUUGUUCGUGA